Messenger RNA from Erythranthe guttata (spotted monkey flower), 3016 nucleotides. NCBI's taxonomy places the organism in Eukaryota, Viridiplantae, Streptophyta, Magnoliopsida, Lamiales, Phrymaceae. The record is from RefSeq and is a predicted model, not a curated record.
AUGAAGAAAAAAAAAUCCUUAUUUCAAAGAAUUAUAUAUGCCCAUCGUCCUUCUGCAAUUACGGAAGCCAAUUUAACGCCGCCACCAAGCACGCAGCCCUCCUCCGCUCAACCCGAGAACUCGAACCCGCCGAACGGUGCCGUUUUGAUGGAGGAUUCGUCGGCGCAACGGCAAAACCUAGCCCUAAAUCCAUCAAAUACAAAUUAUACUUUCCCCCCGCACCGCCGACGGCCACUGCGCAGCCGCACGUAUCGCGCACUCAUCGGAAUUAUGUCUCACUCCCGCGUCGACUCUACCCAUCUCCAAAAGCAAGUUGACAGUGAUGAUUCCGUUUUAAGACCAGCGUUUCAAGAAAACCGAUUAACCGCUCGUAAUGAGGUCAAUUCAGUAGAUGUAUUAGCUCCUGAUCCUAAUAGCAAGGUGCCCGAGGAUACGUUAGUUCAAGAAACUACGGUCGGUGAGAACAGAGAAAAAUUAUGUUUUCAGGAUGGAGUUAUCGAUUGCAUAAACACAACGGAAUCAAAAGUUGAUCACGUAAAAGUGGUAAAAGAUGUCGAGCAUGAAGGUAGUAGGAACUUAUCGGUGGUUGAGAACCAGAUGGAUGACUUUGAUUUUCAUGUUUCCAAGGAUCAAGAAAAUGCGAAUGGUGUUGAUAUUCAGAUGGAAGGGCUCGAAGUGGACAAGGACUUCUGUAUUGGCGAUUUUUCCGAAGCUCUUGACUCUUGCUUUGACAUGGAUACGGUCGUCGAAUUAUCAAAAUCGGGAGAAGAAGGGCAAGAAAAUCACAUGGUUUUGGAGGAGAACAAACCUAAAGAAACUGAGUGUCAAUUGAAGGUGAAGGAGAUGGAACUGGAGAAACUCGUGCAUAAUUCAGCUGUGGUGGAACCAUCUUGUUGUCUAAAUGCUGAUGGCGAUAUGGAAGAAGGGGAGAUUUCUGGGGAAGAUGAGUUUGUUGAUGCGCCUUUUGACGCAUUGUCCGAAUUUGCUGUGCAUGCUUCUGACGGCUCCUUUGAUAAAGAAAAAGACAUUUGUAAUAAUGAAGAUAGAGGACGUGAAACAACUGAUCCCUCGCUUGUUAAUGUAGUGAAUAGUGACACUGACUUUAUGGAAGUGGAAAGCAUAACACCAUUUGGAAAGAUGCAAGAGAAUGCUGCUGAAGAUCAAAUUUGUGCUACAACUGAGAAGGACCAGGACCUCGGCAAAAAGAAAAGGAAAAAAGGCCCUUUGACCAAGGAAAGAAGAGCUAAGAAAAAGAAAAAAGAAAGAAUUAAAAGAGCAGAAAAAAACAGAGAAGAUGGGGUUAGAAGAGCAAAUCCGCAACCUAUUAUCAAGCCAAAGAAGAUAUCGGAAUGUCGCCACUAUAAAUACGGGAGAUGCUAUGAGGGUGAGAAGUGCAAGUUCUCCCAUGAUACAGUUCCAUUGACGAAGUCCACGCCAUGUGCCUAUUUUGCUCGUAACAGUUGCAUGAAAGGAAAGGACUGUCCGUUUGACCAUGAACUCUCCAAGUACCCAUGCACAAAGUAUAUUACAGAUAAUUCCUGUCCUAGAGGCUCCAACUGUUCGUUUUCGCACGAGAAGCCAGCCAAGCAGAAUUUCUCCAUAACACCAAAUACGUCGUCAGUACCCGAGUUAACUUCUCCUCAGCAUACAGUGCCUGACAAAAGAAGAUCCUCUACCGAAUCAAAGGCCACCAAGCCUGAAUUGAAGUUCUCAACCCCACCAAACAACACGAACACUAUCAAACAAACCGAUAAUUAUGGUAUACAUCAUCAGAGAAGUAAUGGUAAGAGUACAGAUCCGCUUCCAAUGAAUCCUGUCACAAGAACUGUUAGGCAGCCACCCAGAGGAGUUAGCUUCCUCUCGACCGGCGAAAAAUCGUCGGGUGAGUCCAGUAAGCACAAAGUAGGCGAACUCUCUGUGAAAACAACUAACGGUGUUGAUGCUGGUUGUAAAACAAGCCUUGACAAGUCGAACGAGAUGUCAGAGAAGGUAGCUCCAAGGAAACCACGCGGAAUAAACUUUCUCUCCUUUGCCCAGCCUUCUUCGGAUAAUUCCAGCAGUAAUAUAUUCUCUAACCUGCCCUUGAGUAAUAGUAAAUCAGGAACAUCAGUAAUAAACGGUACAAAUGAAGGCAAGUUAACUUCCUCACUGCUAGAGAACGAUGGAGCUCUCAAAGCCAACAGACAGGACACCAUUCAAAUACCUUCCCUUUCCUUUGGUGGGCAAAACUCACAUUUUUCUAGCUCUUUUAAGACGUCACUCUUGUCAAAUACACCAAGUUCGGUGCAGAAUGCUAUCCAGUCAACAUUAGCUUUUGCAGAAAAGUUUGAGCCUGACAUUAAAGUUGGAUCAUAUCUUAAUCAACUGAGAAGCUAGAAAUUCUCAAGAUGGUGACUUAAGUGAUGCCUUUGAGAGUUUCGGUUUUCUUAAUUGAGAGUUUCGGUUUUCUUACGUGAGAACCUUUAGAAAAUUGAAUCUCGGGACAGAAAUUCAAUAUCCGAAUUAUGGUCUCAAAGAUGUGUUAGAUACAGGACAGAAUUAUGAGAAUGAUUGAAGCGUUCAGUUUCUACAAAGCAUCCAGGUUCUUUGGAUGAGGGAUACGGUAAUUAUGAAGACCAGUUCAGGCCACGAAGAUUACUUACCUACAAUGGAGGGGGUCAUGCAAAAGGAGGACAGAGGGUGCGCCCGUAAGGGCAUUGCCAGACUAUUUGUGCUCGGCGUGCUGAGGUACAGCAUUUAGGGUUGCUCGAAAUCCUCGACAGUUAAUCGUUCUUUUUAAUCAGACGCAAGAGCAGCAACUUCAACCUACCGUGCCCUAUGUUCAGCAGACACUAACUUGUACAUGUACAAAAUCACUAAGAAGAUCUGUGCCCCCGUUUUUUUUAAAUGCAUAGUUCAGAAGUUAUUUGUGUUAUUAUUUAAUGAAUUAGUUACGUCUGUAUGCGUAUUCGUGUCUUGGUAAACGAAUUGCAAGUACAAUGAAGAAUCUUACAUACACGAUACAUGUAUUUCCCAA